Messenger RNA from Scaptodrosophila lebanonensis, 599 nucleotides. RefSeq names its product transcription initiation factor TFIID subunit 10 (gene Taf10). Gene Ontology annotation, cellular component: transcription factor TFIID complex; SAGA complex; nucleus. The transcript is spliced from 2 exons. The record is from RefSeq and is a predicted model, not a curated record. Gene Ontology annotation, molecular function: RNA polymerase II general transcription initiation factor activity; promoter-specific chromatin binding. NCBI's taxonomy places the organism in Eukaryota, Metazoa, Arthropoda, Insecta, Diptera, Drosophilidae. Bases 38 to 550 code for a protein of 170 amino acids. Gene Ontology annotation, biological process: transcription initiation at RNA polymerase II promoter.
CGACAAGCGAUAGAGUCUAAAUUUUCACUGACAGACAAUGGCUACUCAAGAUGAGCAUAUGGAUACAAAGCAGGAGGAACUGGAAACUGUGGUGAUAGACUCUGACGAGAUAAGGGAUGAGCCAGAGACAGAUUCACACUCGGAGACAGAAACGGAUGAGGAGAGUUUUGAUCUGGACGUAGUACCAGUCCCAGCAGCUCAAGAAGAGGCUGAUUUGGACGAGCUACUGACCCAGCUGGAGGAUUACAUGCCUACUGUGGCUGACGCCCUCACGCAACGGGUGUUAAAUACCGCUGGUUUUGGAACAAUAGACCCACGAAUUGUGCGUAUUAUUUCAGUGACUGCACAGAAAUUUAUUGCUGAUAUCGCCAAUGAUGCACUGCAGCAUUGCAAAACGCGCACAACAAACAUUCAGCACUCCAGUGGUCAUGGUUCUAACAAGGACAAGAAGAACCCCAAGGACAGAAAAUAUACAUUGACAAUGGAUGAUUUGUUGCCAGCAUUGUUGGAUCACGGCAUAACCAUGCGCAAACCUCAAUAUUUUGUUUAAUGUGCUAUUAUUGCUUUAUUACACACCUCAACUUUUUCAACGACUUUAA